Syngnathus acus (greater pipefish) is the source of this 671-nucleotide messenger RNA. RefSeq names its product neuropeptide B-like. The record is from RefSeq and is a predicted model, not a curated record. Gene Ontology annotation, biological process: G protein-coupled receptor signaling pathway; feeding behavior. NCBI's taxonomy places the organism in Eukaryota, Metazoa, Chordata, Actinopteri, Syngnathiformes, Syngnathidae. Gene Ontology annotation, molecular function: G protein-coupled receptor binding. The transcript has 2 exons. The coding region runs from base 71 to 436 and encodes 121 amino acids.
UAGUGAAAGGAGCGCACAAUCGACGACGGCGAGGUGCGCUCUCUUGUUUGAAAGCUCUACUUUUUCAGAGAUGCGGGCGAAACUUCUGCUGUUGCCCUGUGUGGUCUUCUCAAGUCUGGUGCUCUGCAGCCCUACCGAUGCAUGGUACAAGCAGGUGGCCAAUCCAAGCUUCCACUCGGUGGGCAGGGCGUCUGGCUUGCUGUCGGGUAUCCGGAGGUCACCGUACGGCCGGAGGGGAGCUGACAUGGAACCAUCAGAAAGUUGGUUUCCUGAAACAGAAGCACUCCGUUUUAGCCUGAAGACAAUGCCCAACUGUAUAAGAGACAUUGUGCCAAACCUGAUGAGUUGUGAACUCUUCUCUGGCGACAAGACAACAUUCAAGUGCAAAGCCGACAUCUUCCUCUCCCAAGACCCUGCUGACUGUAUGGAGGCUUAGAUGCAACAUUGUAUCAAUCAUGGAUUAUCAAUAGACUCGAUAGCCAAUGCUUAAAGGCCAAAAUUAUUCAUACCCCAUUCGUAUGAAGCUGACCAGUGCAUGUGUUUGUGCAGGUAUGUUUUCAUUGUGAUGCUUUUUACAUAUUGUGUAUAUAUUGUACCAAGUGCGCCGAUAAAGCGCUGACCAACGCAUGUCAUGUGUUAGUGCAGACGUAAUUAAACAAAUUGAACAACCA